Girardinichthys multiradiatus is the source of this 2263-nucleotide messenger RNA. It is a transcript of the gene creld1b, whose product is annotated as protein disulfide isomerase Creld1. The record is from RefSeq and is a predicted model, not a curated record. The coding region runs from base 256 to 1476 and encodes 406 amino acids. The transcript has 11 exons. NCBI's taxonomy places the organism in Eukaryota, Metazoa, Chordata, Actinopteri, Cyprinodontiformes, Goodeidae. Gene Ontology annotation, molecular function: calcium ion binding.
UGCAUGGAAAACACUAGAAGCCACUCAUUCAUUCAUCCCAGGAGAGUGUACGCUCUCUUUCUGUCCGUCCCGCUGCAGCCCAGCACCACGGCUGCUGCAGGAGAACCUCCAGGGUUAACCACACACUCAUUGGUUGAAGAGUUAAAGGAGGAUUUUAAAAUGUGAAACUGUCCGGUGUGAUGUGAGAGUGAGCCAACGGGGAAGGAGACGACCCAUCGGUGGUGCAGCAGACGUUGUGGUUUAAUAACAAGGAUCAUGUGGGGAGUCUGGCCUUUACUGCCAGCUCUGGUGCUUCUGUCAGAGCUCUCCGUGGUGAAAGUCCAGACGGCGCCAUGCCAAACCUGCAGAAAACUCACUGAAAGCUUUAUUAAGGGAUUAGAAAGAACGGCUAACAAGAACUUUGGAGGAGGUAACACUGCAUGGGAGGAAGAGAAGCUGGCCAAGUAUGCACGGAGUGAGACUCGGCUCUUGGAGAUUGUUGAAGCUGCUUGUGAGAAAACCGAUUUUGAAUGUAACCGCUUGCUGGAGCAGAUAGAGGACCAGGUGGAGACAUGGUGGUUCCACAGGCAGCAGGAGGCACCAGACCUGUUUGAGUGGCUCUGUAUUGAGCAGCUGAGACUCUGCUGUCCACCUGGACACUUUGGACCUGACUGCAAAGAAUGCCCAUCUGGACCUGGAGGUGUGUGUGGAGGUCUGGGUCGAUGUGAGGGUGAAGGCACUCGUCUGGGAGAUGGGGAGUGCGUCUGCGAUCCUGGGUACUCUGGUCAUCUGUGCCAGAGCUGUGCUGAUGGUUACUACAGGGAGAAGAGCUCCAAUGGCAGCGUACGGACUUGUGCAGCGUGCUACCACUCCUGUAAGGAAUGUUCAGGGCCACAGGACUACAAGUGCCUUGACUGCAAACCUGGGUGGAUCCUUCAUGACAACAAGUGUGUAGACAUCGAUGAGUGUGGCACAGAGCUGGCUCGUUGUCCUUCCAACACUUACUGUCACAACACAGAUGGAUCAUAUGAAUGCAGAGGCUGUGACCAGGCGUGUGUGGGCUGUAUGGGCAGCGGUCCUGCUCGCUGUAAGAAAUGUGCACGCGGUUACAGGCUGAAAGGAGCCAAGUGUCUUGAUAUAGAUGAAUGUAGCGAACGUGCAAUAGCAUGUCCUGGGCUAAACGAGGCCUGUAUCAAUGAGGAGGGCUCCUUCCACUGUGACUGUGCUGAGGGAUUCAUCAGAAGAGACAGCAUUUGUGUGGAGAAUAAGCCACCUGCUGGCCCAGAGAAAGGAUUGUUUGAUGACAUGACGGAUGACGAAGUCCUUGUGCUGCAGCAGAUGUUCUUUGGUGUCAUCAUCUGUGCCCUAGCUACACUUGCAGCCAAAGGAGACAUGGUCUUCACAGCCAUUUUUAUCGGAGGGGUAGCUGCUAUGGCUGGAUACUGGCUGACAGAGAAAGGAGACUACAUGCUGGAUGGAUUUCUGAAGGGACGUUAGACUGAGACGUCUGUGUGACAAAGGGACCUCUGAAUACCAUCCAGGAAGGCUGAAUAAGUCUUGAACAAAGGCAAGGCAUUGCUAGCCUUUCAGGGAUUAAAUUGUGACAGCAUAUUUUAAAAGGGCUUGGGCUAAUUAACGUAUAUCCAUGAAGAGGAAUAUGCAAGAAAAGGUGAAGACAAUGAUGUCACGAAUGAAGCAACACUGCACUGAUAUAAAAUACCUGAACUUCACUCCCUGCCAUAAGCUUUGCCUGUGUCAGGUUACUGCUACAGUCCAGAUGGUAUCUAUGGGCAUGCAGAUAGAUCAACACUUUCCCAAAUCCCCCCCGGCAACAGACCGUACAAACAGGCCGAGGAGGUUUCUACUGAAUGACGCUUUACCUCUUCCUCCAUGAAUGUUUGUCACAAUGCAUGCUAUAUUUAUAAUGAGAGGCACUGCACUAUUUUAAUUUAUUGUUUACUUUAGCAUGAAUGUUUUUUAGCUGAUGGAUUAUUUAUGUUUAAGGAGUGUGUGUGAGGGCAAACGGUAAUGUUAAAUACCAGCUGUAAUCUGAAAGAUUGAAGCCAAUUUCUGUUGCCUUUUUUAAAGCAAUCUUUAUGUUUGAAUGUUUAGAAUAUUUGGUUGGUUGUGUGUGUUAUCAAUGCAAACUUUUAGUUGUAAUUCAGAGAGAUAUUAUUUUCUGUAUGCAUCAAACUAUCACCUCUAUUCAUUUUAUUGAUCCUUAUUUAACCAGAGUGAAAUCGUCCACAGAGGUUUGCUUUACAAUAAACGGAAAUUUUACUUA